GGUGAUACUGGGUAUAUAUCACUGUGCAAGUCGAUCGUGUACCAGCAGCUGGCAGGCAAGGCCGCAGCAGCCAUUCUCUUAAAGUUCCUGAGACGGUUCGGCACACUCAAAGCCCUUACAAAGGAGGACUCUGAGCUGACACCCGAUGACUUCGAGUUCCCCAGGCCUUCGGUUGUUGCUAGCCUGGAUGUGGACGAGAUGAGAGAGUGCGGACUAGGCCAGCGCAAGUCCGAGUACAUGAAGGCUGUGGCAGAGAAGUUUCGUGAUGGCGAGCUUUCCGAUGCCAAACUGGCAGCACUAUCUGAUGACGAGGUGACGAAGGCCCUAGUGGCCAUCCGUGGAAUCGGCCCGUGGACCGCCGACAUGUUCCUAAUGUUCCACCUGAAGCGCGCCAAUGUGCUGCCGACACUGGACCUGGCGAUUCGCAAGUCCAUGUGCAAGCAUUUUGGCGUGCCGUUCACCAAGACAACGCCGACACAUGACGAGCUGGUGGCACUAGGCAGGAUCUGGGAACCGUACAGAUCGGUAGCUACCUGGUACAUGUGGCGGAUGUCUGAU
Molecule: messenger RNA, 558 nt
Organism: Linderina pennispora
Lineage: Eukaryota; Fungi; Kickxellomycota; Kickxellomycetes; Kickxellales; Kickxellaceae
Product: DNA glycosylase
Exons: 1
Biological process (GO): DNA alkylation repair; base-excision repair; base-excision repair, AP site formation
Cellular component (GO): protein-DNA complex; nucleus
Molecular function (GO): alkylated DNA binding; DNA-3-methyladenine glycosylase activity; DNA-7-methylguanine glycosylase activity
Source: RefSeq, a predicted model, not a curated record